CUAGCCUUGGGUGACAGAGGCCAUGUCUGGACUUACUUUAAAAAUAUGUCAGCUGUUUCUGGGUGGCACGUGAAGUUGGAGGCUGAGAGCUUCCCCCACCACCACCAACAUGGAGAGUUUGGACCGAGUCCUGUUCUUAGCGCUCGAAUGCCUGAACCUGAAGCUGAAGAAGCUGCCCUGGGUGCACACGCCGUCAGCCACGAUGGUGUGCACUCUGGUGGUGGUGUCUUACUUCCUCAUUACUGGAGGGAUGCUUUGUGAUGUUAUUGUUGAACCUCCAAGUGUUGGUUCAGUGACUGAUGAACACGGGCAUCAGAGACCAGUCGCUUUCUUGGCCUAAAUGAACAGUAUGUUAUGGAAGGACUUGCAUCCAGCUUCCUGUUUGAGUUUUUUCAUGGCUAGAGUCUUCAUGAGAAUGAAGCUGCUGGGGUAUCUAAUGGUUUAGAGUGUCUUUUGAGAAGAAAUCAGCAGGUACUGAAUUUUCUCCUGUUAAUGAAAUUUUAAAGGCUGUACCAGUCCUCGGAUAUGAAAUACGGAAAAGGAUAAAAAGUAGCAGAAAAGAAACAUCUAGUGAA
Messenger RNA from Bubalus bubalis (water buffalo), 575 nucleotides. RefSeq names its product oligosaccharyltransferase complex subunit OSTC-like. The coding region runs from base 110 to 340 and encodes 76 amino acids. The record is from RefSeq and is a predicted model, not a curated record. Gene Ontology annotation, cellular component: oligosaccharyltransferase complex. The transcript has a single exon. Lineage: Eukaryota; Metazoa; Chordata; Mammalia; Artiodactyla; Bovidae.